This is a messenger RNA of Corapipo altera (White-ruffed manakin), 1088 nucleotides long. It is a transcript of the gene AP1S3, whose product is annotated as adaptor related protein complex 1 subunit sigma 3. Gene Ontology annotation, molecular function: clathrin-cargo adaptor activity. Bases 172 to 636 code for a protein of 154 amino acids. Lineage: Eukaryota; Metazoa; Chordata; Aves; Passeriformes; Pipridae. The record is from RefSeq and is a predicted model, not a curated record. The transcript has 5 exons. Gene Ontology annotation, biological process: vesicle-mediated transport; intracellular protein transport. Gene Ontology annotation, cellular component: intracellular membrane-bounded organelle; membrane coat; AP-1 adaptor complex.
CGCCCCAGGGGAACGGGAGGAGGCGCCCGGGGAGUUCCCGUUCGGGGCAUUGUGGGAAGGCGCGAUGCGGCCGGGCCUCACCUGGCGCGGGGCGGGGAGGGCGGAGGGAGCGCCCGGGAGCCACCCGGGCCGGGCCGGGGCCGCGCCGGCUCCCAGCCUGCGCUCCGCACCAUGAUACACUUUAUCCUGCUGUUCAGUCGGCAGGGGAAGUUAAGGCUUCAGAAAUGGUACACGACGCUACCUGAUAAAGAGAAGAAAAAGAUCAUUCGAGAAAUUGUUCAGAUUAUUUUGUCUCGCAAUCAAAAAACAAGUAGUUUUGUUGACUGGAAAGACCUCAAGCUUGUUUACAAAAGGUAUGCCAGUUUGUAUUUCUGCUGUGCAAUAGAAGACCAGGAUAAUGAGCUCCUGACACUAGAGGUUGUUCAUCGAUACGUAGAGCUCCUGGACAAAUACUUUGGAAAUGUGUGCGAGCUGGAUAUUAUCUUUAAUUUUGAAAAAGCUUAUUUUAUUCUUGAUGAGUUUAUAAUUGGUGGAGAAGUACAAGAAACUUCAAAGAAGACCGCAGUGAAAGCCAUAGAAGACUGUGACAUGUUGCAGGAGACAGUGGAAGAAUACAUGAACAAGCCUGCAUUUUAAUGUUAAACUACCUGGAGAGAAAACUGCUGUAUGCACUUCUACAAUGCACUUCCUGAAAUUGCUUCCCAAAGUGCCAGAUUCUCAGAGAAAUACCAAAAACCAAUAACUGAAGGGGUUUGUUUGUAUAAUGGUGAAGAUGAAGGUCAGCUAAUGUAGCAAAGGGUUUAACAGUUCUGUACUUUGCAUUACUCUGCAUAUGAGUUUCCCAGAGUUGUUAUUACCCUGGGUGUAGUUUUCUCUUCUCCUUGCUGGACUGAGCUCUUGUUUUUUACCAUGUCUUUUAGCUACAGAUUUUGUCAUCAUAAAAUGCUACUCUGACAGUACUUUGAAGAGAUAUUUUUACUAGUUUUGGUUCACUGCUGACUGUAUGACUCUACUUUUGUACAAAUGUCCAUUAUUUUGAAUGUAAGGAUUAUUCUACUCUAAUAAUAAUUUUUUUUCUAAAAGCCAAA